AUGGGGAACAACAUCGCCAAGCUCGCGCAGGAUGAUUACUGGGAUGCCGUCAAGAAUCAUAUUCUCAUGCGCACUGUGGACGACGUGAAUGCGACGGCCGGCGUGCUCGAAUGGACCGCACUGUGUUUCGCCAGCUGGAAGGGUCAAGUAGAGAUCGCGUCGCUCUUGUUGCGGUAUCGAGGCAUCAAUAUCAACAAAGCCAACCUGGAUGGCAACACCCCCCUCCACGAAGCCGCCAAGCACAGCCAUCUUGACAUCGUAAUUAUGCUCAUGAACGAAGGAGCCAAUCCCCACAUCACAAACAACGAAGGACAGAAACCACUGGACCUGGCGUCGGACAACGACAUCACAUACUUUCUUGGCAUUUGCAUGCUGCCCGUGGCCGUGUGCGCCGAGCGAUGCGAAUGGUUUGAAGUGAAGCGGCGCAUCAACGCACGACAGAUCAGCGACAUCAACGCUCCAUUUGGCGAGAACGGAUGGUCGUUGCUCACGUAUGCAACGAUGCAUGGCCAAGUGGACGUCGUGACGCUGCUUCUGCGAUACAAGCACAUUGAUGUGAACUAUGCAAAUCGCUCGGACGGCACAACCGCAUUGCAUGAAGCGGCGACGCGAGAUAAUAUCGAGCUGCUAAAGCUACUGCUGUCGGCGGGUGCCGACACAUCCCAGCGCAACGCGGCCGGGCUGGUGGCCCAUGACGUUGCCAAGUCUCCCGAGGCUCAGAACAUGCUCAUCGAGAGCACUGUCGCGGGCUAUGGUGCCUCCACCGACGUGAAAACGUGCGCCCACUGCACGUAUGUGAACCACGUGACGCAGACUGUGUGCCAAAUGUGCGGGAUCGAGUUGCACCCCGUGGGCAAGACGAGCAACGUGGACGAACUGCUCGAGCGCAUCCAGGCGCUGGAGGAAGCGACGUUGUGUGUGAUUUGCGAGGAACACGUUAAAGACACAGUGUUUGGAUGUGGCCAUGAGACGUGCACGACGUGCACCGCCAAAUUGACCGAGUGUCCCCAGUGCCGCAUCCCCAUCGCCACGCGGAUUCGUCGUUAUGUCUAA
Messenger RNA from Aphanomyces invadans, 1053 nucleotides. RefSeq lists its product as hypothetical. The transcript has 6 exons. NCBI's taxonomy places the organism in Eukaryota, Oomycota, Saprolegniomycetes, Saprolegniales, Verrucalvaceae. Bases 1 to 1053 code for a protein of 350 amino acids. The record is from RefSeq and is a predicted model, not a curated record. Gene Ontology annotation, molecular function: protein binding.